Penicillium waksmanii is the source of this 621-nucleotide messenger RNA. RefSeq lists its product as uncharacterized. Bases 1 to 621 code for a protein of 206 amino acids. NCBI's taxonomy places the organism in Eukaryota, Fungi, Ascomycota, Eurotiomycetes, Eurotiales, Aspergillaceae. The transcript has a single exon. The record is from RefSeq and is a predicted model, not a curated record.
AUGGAGAAGGAUGCGAUAGUCUCGGGCAGCAACUCCCUGAUGUUGACGGACAAGACAGCAUGGUCAGCUUUCUACGCCACCGUGAGAAAGAAAGCUAUAUCCCUGGACGUUUGGGAUAUCCUAGACCCUGCAAUCGAUGACGAUACAGCGGAAGCCUCCAUCCUGACCAAGCCAAAGCCUCCUAAGGACUACGAAUGGGAGGAUAUUGUUGCUAUGAAGCUAGCAGACAAUGAGGUCACAGACGUGCAAAAGAGACUUUGGGAUGGAAUGACCCCUAGUCAAAUAUGGAACGUCAUGAAGGAUAAGGAACACCGCUAUGAAGCUAAAAACAAGAUGUAUAACGAGCAACGUAAGGCACUAGGUGCUAUAACGACGCUGAUGGAGACCAGCGUGACCAAGUACUACCGCUAUCUGGUCAACGACGUCAAGGAUCGUGAGAUGCUACAAAAGCUUCAAUCCCGGUUUUCGCCUAAAAAGGACCCUCAAUUUGCCUUCGAACUACGUGAUAAAUGGGUUACACACACCAAAUUGUUGCAAAUAGGUGUCGAUAUUGAGGCCUGGGUCACAAAGACCGAGGGUCUCUACAAGCAAUUGGAAGAGAAUGGGCAGCAUACCCUUUGA